AAUGAGAUGCUUUAGCAUUCAAAUUGUAAAAAACAAACUGGCCAGAAUCACUUAUGGAAGUCGAUACAACACUUCAAAGGCACUAGCCCAAAAUGAAAAGGAUGAACCAAGUGGCUUAAGAUGUUGGUCAUGUAAUUUUUCCAAUCGAAAUGGAGGUCCUUCAGGAACAUUGGCAUGUCGAAUUCCUUUCAAUUCUGACGACGAAUACGUUCGUCAAUUACGAUGUCAUAAAGAUGAAAUGUGCUAUUUUUCUUGGGCAACAGAUCCAAAUGGAAGAGUCAUACAUCGAGGAUGUAGAGUAAGUAGAUAA
Molecule: messenger RNA, 310 nt
Organism: Dimorphilus gyrociliatus
Lineage: Eukaryota; Metazoa; Annelida; Polychaeta; Dinophilidae
Source: the annotation of a GenBank genome assembly